AUGGGUUGGGUCUUUCUCAGCUGCUCCUCAUCCCUCACCACUGCAGAUCUGAUUAAGCCACAUUCAGCAGAGGCUUAAACUCAGCAAUCAAGUCAUCACAGCCCAGCAAAUGAGGAGCAGUCAUACUGAUAGUCUGCAGGUCUGCCUUCAGAGUAGACCUGAAAAAUCACCUGUAGGCAAUGGUGCCUGAAAUAUCUCCUUUGUAAAGUGAAAGCAAGUAUCAACUCUUAAAGACUGCAGCUGUGCCACAGUGGGCAGUGAUUUAAUCAGUAUAUCUUCUUGGACUGAGAGAUUGCAGAGAAAAACUUGUGAAAUGGAUCUACUAACUGCAAUAAUUUUCCUGGCUGCUUUGCUGCAUCAAUCUGAUGGGCAGGAUGUAAAGUAUAAACAAGUGGACAUUUCCAGACUUACUCAUUUUUCAUUUCAAAACCAAAAAGAGAUCCUUGAGCAACACAAUGAAAUACGGAGAUCUGUAAUUCCCACAGCCAGGAACAUGCUGAAGAUGGUGUGGAGUGAGAAUGCUGCCAGAAAUGCUCAGAAAUGGGCAAAUAGGUGUGAGAUGAAAAUCAGCCCAAAAGAUCAGAGAAUCAUUAAUGGUGUUACCUGUGGUGAGAACGUAUUACUAUCAUCUUACCCAAGAACAUGGUCUGAAGCAAUUCAAGUCUGGAACAGUCAGUCCUCCAAUUUCAAGUAUGGAUAUGGAGCAGUCACGAAAAAUGUCAAUAUAGAGAGCUAUACCCAGCUAAUCUGGUACAACAGUUACCAGGUUGGAUGUGCAGUUGCCUACUGUCCUAUGAACCCCUUCAACUACUUUUAUGUUUGCCAAUACUGUCCUCCAGGAAAUAAUGCAAUGCAAAUAGCUACACCUUACAGAAGUGGACCAAAAUGUGCAGAAUGUCCUGGCCACUGUGACAGAGGACUUUGCACCAAUCCUUGCAAGUACCAAGACUUCUUUGGAAACUGCAGAAAUCUGAAGAUGUUGUUUAGUUGUAAUCAUUCACUGGUGAAGGCGAAAUGUCCUGCUACCUGUGGCUGCACCACUGAAAUCAUAUAAUGUCCUGGUGGAUGUCAUUAUAGCUGCUGUGAGACUUAUUAGGAAAGAGUAGAGCUCACUGUGAAGUGUAUUCACUCUCAGUGUAUCAGCUCAUGUUGACCUAUAGGUGACAUUUUUUUCUGAUGUCUCACCAUUACUUCAGUCCUAAAUAAGUCUAGUAGCUCAAAAUAAUCUCUGAUGUUAUUUUAGGCUUUGUAGAAAUCAAGCUACAGAUGUGUUACUUUGUGGUUUCCCUUACAGCAAAUCUUACACAUUCAUUUCUUCUUAAUGGGACAAACACUUUUAAAACUCCUUGUGUCUUUUGCAAAAUAUGCUAAAUCACACAUAGCUUUCUUCUGUUACUUUUUCCUUGAUUAUAAAUGGAAUGUAUUCCAGCUAAAUAAAUAUGUGAUUUACCACUGCUUCA
This is a messenger RNA of Pezoporus occidentalis (night parrot), 1460 nucleotides long. RefSeq names its product cysteine-rich venom protein TEL1-like. The coding region runs from base 314 to 1054 and encodes 246 amino acids. Gene Ontology annotation, cellular component: extracellular region. The transcript is spliced from 8 exons. Lineage: Eukaryota; Metazoa; Chordata; Aves; Psittaciformes; Psittacidae. The record is from RefSeq and is a predicted model, not a curated record.